This is a messenger RNA of Culex pipiens pallens (northern house mosquito), 1332 nucleotides long. It is a transcript of the gene Ssl1, whose product is annotated as general transcription factor IIH subunit 2. The record is from RefSeq and is a predicted model, not a curated record. Gene Ontology annotation, molecular function: zinc ion binding. Lineage: Eukaryota; Metazoa; Arthropoda; Insecta; Diptera; Culicidae. The coding region runs from base 45 to 1280 and encodes 411 amino acids. Gene Ontology annotation, biological process: regulation of transcription by RNA polymerase II; nucleotide-excision repair; DNA-templated transcription. The transcript has 3 exons. Gene Ontology annotation, cellular component: transcription factor TFIIH holo complex; transcription factor TFIIH core complex.
UGUAAAGUCAGUCGGUCUGCAUCGAUCCAUUAUAAGAGGACACCAUGGCGGACGACGAGGAUCCAAAGGAGUACCGCUGGGAAACCGGCUACGAGAAAACAUGGGAAGCCAUCAAGGAAGAUGACGACGGUCUGGUCGAGGGCUCGAUCGCUGAAAUCAUCCAGAAGGCCAAACGCAAACGGCAAGCGAUGAAAAAGGGCUUCAGCAAGCUCGGUAUGAUGCGCCACUUGUACGUGAUUCUGGACUGCUCGGAGGCAAUGUCCGUUCCGGAUCUGAAACCAACUCGGCUGCUGUGCACGCUCAAGCUGCUGGAGAUCUUCAUCGAGGAGUUUUUCGACCAGAAUCCGAUUUCUCAGCUGGGGGUGAUCGCUAUGAAGGCCAAGCGGGCGGAGAAGAUUACGGAGCUGGGCGGAAGUUGCCGGAAGCACAUCAAGGCGGUGGGGAACUUGAACAAGCUGAACCUGACCGGGGAACCGUCGCUGCAGAAUGGGCUGGAGUUGGCAUUGAAGACGCUGAAGAUGGUUCCGUCGCACGCGAGCCGGGAGAUUCUGGUCGUGAUGGGCAGUUUGACCACGUGCGAUCCAACGGACAUUCACAUCACGAUUGACGCGCUCAAAACGGAGGGAAUUCGUUGUUCGGUGGUUAGUUUGUCGGCGGAAAUUCGCGUCUGCAAGUUCCUUUGCACGGAAACCGGAGGAGUUUACGGGGCCGUUCUGGACGAUUCCCACUUUAAGGAUCAACUGUUGCAGCACAUUGAUCCGCCGCAGGCCGGCAAUCAGCAGGAAUUCUCCAUGAUCAAGAUGGGCUUUCCACACGGGAAAACCGAAGAAGGCAAAGAUCCACCACUAACCAUGUGCAUGUGCCACAUUGACAGCACCGACGAACCGUCCAAACUGACCUCCGGCGGAUAUCACUGUCCGCAGUGUUACAGCAAGUACUGCGAACUUCCGGUGGAAUGCACCGCCUGUGGUCUAACCCUAGCCUCCGCACCGCAUCUGGCCCGCUCGUACCAUCAUCUGUUCCCAGUGCCCCAUUACCAGGAACUCCCGUUCCAGCAGCAGGCCACCAAUUGCUACGGCUGUCAGAAACUGUUCGGUGAGACCACCGAUAAAACCAUUUACCAGUGCGCCACCUGUCGGCAGUUCUUCUGCAUCGACUGCGACAUCUUCGUGCACGAGACCAUGCACUCGUGCGUGGGCUGCACGACGAUUCCGGCAUCGGUGCAGGCGCUGCACGCUCGGAAGCCGGUUCCGCCACCGCACAGUAUGUCGUUGUUGUAAGUUGGUUGAAGCUUCUUUCAGGGUUGAAUAAAAUUCAAGAAAUAAUAAAAUA